Molecule: messenger RNA, 1450 nt
Organism: Saprolegnia diclina VS20
Lineage: Eukaryota; Oomycota; Saprolegniomycetes; Saprolegniales; Saprolegniaceae
Exons: 1
Coding region: 44-1450 (468 amino acids)
Molecular function (GO): RNA binding
Source: RefSeq, a predicted model, not a curated record
GCGAGCGCGGUGGCUCUCAUCUCACACUCAGAUUUCCAUCACUAUGGCCAAGAAGCAAGCUAAGCCCGUGCCCGUCGCUGCCAGCAGCAGCUCGGACUCGUCGUCGUCCUCGUCGGAGGAUGAGGCCCCGAAGAAGGCCGCCCCGGCCAAGAAGGCCCCGGUGAAGAAGGCCGCUUCGUCGUCGUCCGAGUCGGAAUCGUCCUCGGAGGAUGAGGCCCCCAAGAAGAAGGCCGCCCCGGUCAAGAAGUCGCCGGUCAAGAAGGCCGCGCCUGCCAAGAAGGCCGACUCGUCGUCGUCGGACUCGUCGUCGGACUCGGAAGACGAGGCCCCGAAGAAGGCCGCCCCGGUCAAGAAGUCGCCGGUCAAGAAGGCCGCGCCCGCCAAGAAGGCCGAGUCGUCGUCGGACUCGAGCUCGAGCUCGGAGGAUGAGGCCCCGGCCAAGAAGGCCGCGCCCGCCAAGAAGGCCGCGGCUGCCAAGAAGGCUGAGUCGUCGUCGGACUCGUCGUCGGAGGAUGAGGCCCCGGCCAAGAAGGCCGCGCCCGCCAAGAAGGCCGAGUCGUCGUCGGAUUCGUCGUCGGACUCGUCCUCGGAUGAGGAAGAGACCCCGGUCAUCAAGAAGCGCAAGGCCUCGGAGUCCUCGGAGCAGCCCGCCAAGGUCCAGAAGGCCGCGGACGGCUCGGCCAAGGCGGUCGAUGCCGGCUGCGCCGAGAUCUUCAUCGCCGGCCUCCCGUGGGUCGUCGACGAGAGCGAACUCCGCGCCAUCUUCGAAACCUCGGGCACGAUCACGGCCAUCCGCUUCCCGAUGGCUGCCGAUGGCCGCUCGACCGGUACGGCUUUCAUCACGUACAGCAACGCUGACGAAGCCGCUGCUGCCCUCGCCCACGACGGCGCCGACUUCGGCGGCCGCUGGAUGAAGGUCCGCUCGGCCGAGAAGAAGAACCAGCUCGAGGAGAAGCCCGAGGGCUGCGUGUCGGUGUUCGUCGGCAACCUCAGCUGGAACAUUGACGAAGACACGAUGUACGCCACCUUCCAGCACUGCGGCCCCAUCGCGCAUGUCCGUCUCGCCACGGACCGCGAGACCGGCGACUUCCGCGGUUUCGGCCACGUCGACUUCGAGACGACGGAAGCCGUCGAUGAGGCUGUCAAGCUCGGCGGUACGGACGUCCUCGGCCGUGCGAUCCGCGUCAACUACGCUGCCCCCAAGCCCGAGCGCUCGUUCGGCGGCGGCAACGGCGGUGGCCGUGGCGGUGGCUUCGGCGGCCGUGGUGGCCGUGGUGAUGGUGGCCGUGGCGGUGGCCGUGGUUUCGGCGGCCGUGGUGGUCGUGACGGUGGUCGCGGCGGCCGUGGCGGUGGCUUUGGCGGCCGUGGCGGCCGUGGUGCCGGCGGUCCCCCCAAGCGCCAGUCGUCGUCGAUCCAGAACUUCCAGGGCCAGAAGAAGACUUUCGACUAG